GCCCUGGAGCCUGAGCUCAGGCAGUGGCUGCCGUGCCCCGCCGCCGCCCUCUUCUGCCGCCUUCUCCACGCCAGCACUUUUGCAUGCAGUACUCCCUUCAGUCGUCACAGCCACCUGCAAGUGCUUCCUCUGGAGAGGCAGCUCCACGAGGCCGCCCGCCAGAACAAUGUCGGCAGGAUGCAGGAGCUGAUUGGGAGGAGGGUUAACACCAGGGCCAGAAACCACGUGGGCAGGGUGGCCCUGCACUGGGCUGCAGGUGCAGGGCACGAGCAGGCUGUGCGUCUGCUUCUGGAGCACGAGGCUGCUGUGGACGAGGAGGAUGCGGUAGGGGCCCUCACAGAGGCACGUCUGUGUUUUGGGAUGAACGCGCUUCUCCUGUCUGCCUGGUUCGGCCACUUACGAAUCCUCCAGAUCUUGGUAAACUCAGGGGCCAAGAUCCACUGUGAGAGCAAGGAUGGCCUGACCUUACUGCACUGCGCAGCCCAAAAAGGCCAUGUGCCUGUGCUGGCGUUCAUAAUGGAGGACCUGGAGGAUGUGGCCCUGGACCACGUAGACAAGCUGGGGAGGACGGCGUUUCACAGGGCAGCUGAGCACGGGCAGCUGGAUGCUCUGGACUUCCUCGUGGGCUCUGGCUGUGACCACAGUGUCAAAGACAAGGAGGGGAACACGGCCCUUCAUCUGGCUGCUGGUCGGGGCCAUAUGGCUGUGCUGCAGCGACUUGUGGACAUCGGGCUGGACCUGGAGGAGCAGAAUGCGGAAGGUCUGACUGCCCUGCAUUCGGCUGCUGGAGGAUCCCACCCUGACUGUGUGCAGCUCCUCCUCAGGGCUGGGAGCACCGUGAAUGCCCUCACCCAGAAAAACCUAAGCUGCCUUCACUAUGCAGCCCUCAGUGGCUCGGAGGAUGUGUCUCGGGUCCUCAUCCACGCAGGAGGCUGCGCCAACGUGGUUGAUCAUCAGGGUGCCUCUCCUCUGCACCUCGCUGUGAGGCACAACUUCCCUGCCUUGGUCUGGCUCCUCAUCAACUCCGACAGUGACGUGAAUGCCAUGGACAAUAGGCAGCAGACGCCCCUUCACCUGGCUGCAGAGCACGCCUGGCAGGACAUAGCAGAGAUGCUCCUCAUUGCUGGGGUUGACUUAAACCUGAGAGAUAAGCAGGGAAAAACCGCCCUGGCAGUGGCCGCCCGCAGCAACCAUGUCAGCCUGGUGGACAUGAUCAUAAAAGCUGAUCGUUUCUACAGAUGGGAGAAGGACCACCCCAGUGAUCCCUCUGGGAAGAGCUUGUCCUUUAAGCAGGACCAUCGGCAGGAAACACAGCAGCUCCGUUCUGUGCUGUGGCGGCUGGCCUCCAGGUAUCUGCAGCCCCGUGAGUGGAAGAAGCUGGCAUAUUCCUGGGAGUUCACGGAGGCGCAUGUCGAUGCCAUCGAGCAACAGUGGACAGGCACCAGGAGCUAUCAGGAGCACGGCCACCGAAUGCUGCUCAUUUGGCUGCAUGGCGUGGCCACGGCUGGUGAGAACCCCAGCAAAGCGCUGUUCGAGGGCCUCGUGGCCAUUGGCAGGAGGGACCUGGCUGAAAAUAUCAGGAAGAAAGCAAACGCAGCCCCGAGUGCCCCCAGGAGGUGCACAGCCAUGUAACCGGAGGGGCCAGACCUUCAGGCACGUGGGACCUCAGCGUGUGGAGCCACCUGAACAGAAGAUGACCAUCAUUUAAGGGCUUUUUAAAAAAUCACUGUUAACAGACCUCCAGGUGAUUCUACUGAAAUGCACAGUCAUGCAGAGCCCAGGAGGCAAAUGUUUGUACACUGAUCUUUUUCAUGAGGAUGGGUCCAAGGGCCUGUAAUCCCGUCCAACAGCACUAUGAAGUUGGACUUGGAAAAUUUGGACAGCCAUUUGCCAUUGUAAUUUUUAUUCUUUUUUCUCCUGAUUAUUUGACAAAACUUGUAUCCACAUUGUAGUUGUUCAUGUGUCUGCUUCUAUUGCAUAUUGUAAAAUUAUUAACUACUUCCCAAAAUAGUAUUUCUCUCAGCAGAUAUUUCUUUGGUACUACCAUGUAUUGUGUAACUUUUGGAAAAGUAAGGUGGCUUCCCUGCUCUCAAGUGAAGCAUUUUAUUAAAAGAAUAAUUAUAAUUAAAAAAAACACGAUACAGAUCAGUGCAUAUAGUAUAUUACUAAUAGUAUGCUGUUGUGUAAGAAAGAAAGGAAAUUAGAAAACAUAUUUGCAUAAAUAAAAGCUAGACAAAGGCUAAGAAACUAAUCAGGUGGUUUCCCUGGGGUAGUAGGAUAAUGGGGAACAGUGGGGCUGGGACCGGGUGGGAGAAAGAGUUCUCAGUGGUUCCUUUCUAUACUGUUUUAACUUUUGAAAUGUGUGAGAGUGUUACUUACUGAAAACUGAAAGGACAUGACAUUCUGGAACAGGCAAAACUACAAAGACAGUAAAAAGAUCAGUGAUUUCCAGGAGCUGCAAGGGCAGUGAGAGGGAGGGAGGGAUGAGGAGGUGGAGCGCAGGGGAUGUGAGGGCAGUGAAAGGUUCCGUAUGACACUGUGAUGGUGGGUACAUGACAUUGGGCAUUGGUCAAAACCUACAGCAUGUACAGCACAAAGCGUGAGCUCUAAUGUGAGCUAUGGACUUUAGUUAAUAGUAACGUGGUUCAUCAGUUGUAUCAAAUGUACCACACUGAUGCCAGAUGUUAAUAAUCGGGGAAACUCUGUGUGGUGAAGAGUACGUGGGAGCUCUCUGUGCUAUCUGCUCAAUUUUUCUCUAAACCUAAAACUGUUCUAAAAUAGAAAGUCUGUGAAAAAAACAAAAGUAAAGUUAUAAAAGGAAAAGAAAACAGAGGCUUUAAAUUAAAUCAUCUAUUCCUUGGGAAAGGUAUUUUGUACCAUAUGGGACUGAAAUCAUUUCUCUGGAUGAAUUUUAUAAAAUGAAUUUUGUAAUUUUUUUCUGAGACAAAAAAGUUCUUAAAUACAAUAAAAUUGAAAUGUUGAAAUAUA
Pan troglodytes (chimpanzee) is the source of this 2988-nucleotide messenger RNA. It is a transcript of the gene ANKDD1A, whose product is annotated as ankyrin repeat and death domain containing 1A. The record is from RefSeq and is a predicted model, not a curated record. The transcript is spliced from 16 exons. Gene Ontology annotation, biological process: signal transduction. Gene Ontology annotation, molecular function: protein binding. Lineage: Eukaryota; Metazoa; Chordata; Mammalia; Primates; Hominidae. The coding region runs from base 178 to 1632 and encodes 484 amino acids.